AUGCUCGUCCGCUUCACACAUAUCGUCCUCGCCAUCCUGGCCCUUGCUGGCGUCACAGCUGCGUCUGCAGCCUCAACUCGGGGAAAUGGCACCACGCGGCUACUGACAAAGUUCGCAAUGUACCAAGGUCAGCACUGCAAGCAAUUGCAAGUAUACCCGCUCUCUGCUGCUAUAGUGUCAAGGGAUGUUCUGCUGGAACAUACUACGAGACCUCUUGAGAGAUACAUGAUGGUGUAUGAAUUUGCCGUGAUGUCGAGGUGGUUGUUCAACGUUCAACGCUCAGCGCCCAGCUAUCAAUUUGGGUUGGAGAAAUUUGCACACUAUUUCUUGGAAGACGGGGUAAUCGACAGGCUAUAA
Suillus clintonianus is the source of this 357-nucleotide messenger RNA. RefSeq lists its product as uncharacterized. The record is from RefSeq and is a predicted model, not a curated record. The transcript has 3 exons. NCBI's taxonomy places the organism in Eukaryota, Fungi, Basidiomycota, Agaricomycetes, Boletales, Suillaceae. The coding region runs from base 1 to 357 and encodes 118 amino acids.